AUGGCCUCACCGACUUAUAAUCCCACCCAUUCUCAUACACACAUGGUGCCUAUGUCUGUUCAUCACUUGGCGAUCCAAGAAUUCGCUGGCUUCCUACACUACCAUCAAGCGUAUACAGAAGGCGUCCGACACCGCAAUACCCAACUGCAACAAGUAAUUGAUCAAUUACACAAGAAGAUUGACGAAAUGUCGGAUUUUCAGCAGAAUCAAGGAAAAGUGAUAGAGGCACAAAGAGAACGUGUUCGUUUCUUAGAGUCUGCGCAAGCCGCACCCAGUCCGCUCGAGUUGACGCCAGCCGAAUACGUUUCGACGGACAAUACUCAAUUACCGACGUCGUGCAAUACCACACCAAGUUACGCUGCAGCCGUAGAGACGCCGAAAGAGGAUUAUAUGUAUGAGGAGAGUUUGUUAGCCUUCGUAGAGUCCUUUGGAAAUACUGGAGAGGUCGUUACAAAGAGUUUGAAGAGAAUAUCCGAGGAUGAGUCCGAGGGCGAUGCCAAGCGACAGGCUCGGGCGGAGAAUUGGCAAAUAAUGAGCGAUUCUCAAUGA
Messenger RNA from Truncatella angustata, 549 nucleotides. RefSeq lists its product as uncharacterized. The transcript has a single exon. Lineage: Eukaryota; Fungi; Ascomycota; Sordariomycetes; Amphisphaeriales; Sporocadaceae. The record is from RefSeq and is a predicted model, not a curated record. Bases 1 to 549 code for a protein of 182 amino acids.